UCACGAACGUCCCCCACCCCCCACACCCCACGACUCCCCUGGGGGUCUCCAGCACGACAUUCAUUCGGCGUCUUUACUUAUUGGUGUCUUUGCUCGAGAAUCGGGCCCUCGCACACGCGUAUCGAUUACUCUCAUCGAUUGUUCUAAUCGAUUACUCCCAACCCCCCCCACCUCCGCCAUUCGCUGAUCGGGAGCGACGUUGCCAGAAUGGCGGCUGCUCCGUCCGUGAAGAUCAGCAUCGAGGCGGGGAGCGAGCACCAGAUCAAGGAGGUCGCCCUCGAUGGCACCGAGACGUUCGUGCAGCCGCUGUCCAUGUCCGAGAACCUGGCCAAGUUGGCGCACAAGAUCGACUUCUCCAAGAGCGACUCGGAGGACGAGGCCGAGGGAGACGCCGAGGCGGCGGCGGCCUCCGAGGAGCAGGACGAAGGCGUUGCAAAAUUCCAACCCUCGCUGUGGCCCUGGGACUCUGUGAGGAACCAGCUGCGAAGCGCCCUCACCGAGAUCAGCGUGCUCUAUGACGUGCUCAACGUGGUGCGAGAGAAGAAGUACAUGACCCUCGACCCCGUGUCGCUGGAAGUGCUGCCCUCUCGUCAGUUGCUCCAAUUUGUGGCUAAGAAGAAGACGCUGGCUGGCGCGGCGCAAAUCCUCCUGCGCGGCGCCGAGAGGCUGAGCCGAUCGGUGGCCGAGAGCCAGGAGCAGAAGAGGCAGCGCGAUUUCAACGCGGAGCUGCUCAAGCUGCGCCAGCACUGGAAGCUGCGCAAGGUUCGCGACAAGAUCCUCGGAGACCUCAGCUACCGCAGCGCCGGGUCCCUCUACCCGCACCAGGGCACAUUUGAGGUGCUCAAGAACACAGACAUUGACCUGGACAAGAAGAUCCCGGAUGACUACUGUCCCCUUGAUGUCUUGGUGCCAAGUGACCUGGAAGGAACUGCAUAUAUCAAGGUGUCCAUCCAAAAGCAGUCGACAGACAUUGGAGACCUGGGCACGGUGAACCUCUUCAGCUGCCCAGCCAGGAAACCACGGCAAGGGGCGCCACACUGGCAGGCGAAGCUGGAGGCCGCCCAGAACGUGCUCUUCUGCAAAGAGAUCUUCGCCCAGCUGUCCCGAGAGGCCGUGCAGAUCAAGUUCCAGAUGCCGCCCAUCGUUGUGAAGAACCAGAUCAUCUCCCAGCUCUUCCCAGGGCUGCAGCUGUCCAUCUCGCUGUGCCACCUGCUGAGCGAGGAGAAGAAGUCGCAGAAGCUGGCGCCGGAGCGCUCGGCGCAAGCAGACGACCACCUGUACGUGCUGGAGCACAACCUUCACCAGCUUAUGAGAGAGUUCCACAAGCAGAAUCUGAACGUGGCAACCAUGCCGCACCCGUCAACGGCGCAGUUCGGCCUCACCAAGCGGAUGCGCCUGGCGGGGCCUUCGGCCUACGACAAGACAGAGCUGGGGGCACUGCAGAGCGCUGAGGGUCUCCUGGAGAAGAUCAUCAAGCAGGCCAGACACAUCUUCCUGCGGCGCAGGACGGCAGCCACGAUCGACAAACUGGCGGCAAGGGUGGACGACCCGCAGAUCCAGGCGCACUGGUCUAAUGUCAACGACGUGUACGAGUCGAGCGUCAAGGUGCUCAUCACCUCGCUGGGCUACGAGCAGAUCUGCAAGACCUUGCAACUGCAGCUCAACAUCGGCCUGGAGCAGGUGAAGGUCGUCCAUCGCGAUGGGCGCGUCAUGACCUUCUCCCACCAGGAGCAGGAGCUCAUGGACUUCCUCAUCUCACAGAUGUCACAGCACCAGGUGCAUGCAGUGCAGCAGCUGGCCAAGGUGAUGGGCUGGAUGGUGCUGAGCUUCAGCAACCACGUGGGGCUGGGUCCCGUCGAGAGCAUCGGCAAUGCCUCCUCCAUUAGCGUGGCAUCGCCCAACGGAGAGUACUCCAUCACCGUGAGGAACGGGCCAGAGACGGGCACGCGGGUCGUGGUGCAGUGUCCACGGAGCCACUCCAAGGAGCUGCCCAAGAGCGACGUCAUCAGCGACCCCAAGUGGCUGCACCUGGGCGGACCCUACAAGGAGGUGAACUGGGCCAAGGUGGAGGGCCGCAAUUUCGUCAACAAGAUGGAGCUGCUCAUGGCAGCGCUCAUGCCCAGCUGAGGGUCCCCCCCCACCCCCCCCCCCCCGUGGCUUCCGCGGUGCUGGAUGAGGAGGCGCGGUUUGCUUUUGACCAAACGAGCUGACGUUCACCUCCACCCUGGCAAGCAAAGAUGUUUAUUUAUGAUGAGGCCAAGUCUAUUUUCAUUGUUAUUUUUUUAUUGCAAGGCAUGUUGGGGGUAUGAGUAAGGAAGUUUAGCGCUCGUGUACUGAACUCGAUGAUUCACGUGAAGGAAUGCCCCAAAAACAACCGACGUCUCCCCUGACGGUUUUUCCCGUCGUUCACGCGAAUAAUGGCACGUUUUGGCGAAGUUGGAUCAAAAGAAACGAACAAUGAACGGGGGAGCCGCUUUGUUGGUUUGUGUGAUUUUGGAACCUGGCAUGUCGCGAGUGCUGUACACACCAUUAAAGUUCUACUGUUUGUACGCCUGC
Molecule: messenger RNA, 2556 nt
Organism: Petromyzon marinus (sea lamprey)
Lineage: Eukaryota; Metazoa; Chordata; Hyperoartia; Petromyzontiformes; Petromyzontidae
Gene: MED17
Product: mediator complex subunit 17
Biological process (GO): regulation of transcription by RNA polymerase II
Cellular component (GO): mediator complex; core mediator complex
Molecular function (GO): transcription coregulator activity
Source: RefSeq, a predicted model, not a curated record